UUUUUAAAAUUACCGUAUUAUUGAGAAAAGUCCUACUUUCCACCUCCCCGUCUUUCUGCUUCAUUAAUUUGUGUCCACACUGCUUUGCUUUCUAUCCCUCUCUCUCACUCUCUCUGCACACCGAUCACCAUGGAAGCUGUUGGAGAGGCUCUUCUUUCCUCUUUCGUUCAACUCUUGGUUAGCAAACUGAAGUACCCCUCUGAUUUGUUGAAGUAUGCCCGCCAAGAGCAAGUCCACAAGGAGCUCGAGAAAUGGGAGGAAACACUGUCGGAGAUGCUUCAACUGCUCAAUGUCGCUGAGGACAAGCAGAUCAACGAUCCCUCCGUGAAAGCAUGGCUCGAACGUCUCCGGGAUUUGGCUUAUGACAUGGAGGACAUCUUGGACGAGUUUGGCUACGAGGCUUUGCGAAGAAAGGUGAUGGCGGAAGCUGAUGGUGAAGCCAGCACAAGCAAGGUACGCAAGCUCAUCCCUACUUGUUGUACUACUUUCACUCCCGUCAGGGCUAUGCGUAAUGUUAAGAUGGCGUCCAAGAUAACGGAGAUCACUCGCCGUUUAGAAGAUAUUUCAGCUCAAAAGGCAGGGCUUGGUUUGUGUUUGGACAAGGUGAAAAUAAUAACCCAAUCCAGUUGGGAAAGGCGGCCAGUCACUACCUGUGAGGUAUACGUACCUUGGGUUAAGGGCAGGGAUGCAGAUAAACAGAUCAUAAUUGAGAUGCUGCUUAAGGAUGAACCCGCUGCAACCAAUGUUUCUGUAGUUUCCAUCGUGGCCAUGGGUGGGAUGGGCAAGACUACUCUGGCAAAACUGGUGUACGAUGAUACUGCAGAGCCCAUAGCCAAUCAUUUUGCUCUGAAAGCCUGGGUUUCUGUAUCAAUUGAUUUUGAUAAAGUGGGAGUAACAAAGAAACUUCUCGACUCUCUUACUUCUCAAAGCAGUAAUUCAGAGGACUUUCAUGAAAUUCAACGCCAGUUGAAGAAUGCAUUGAGGGGAAAAAGAUAUUUAAUAGUUUUGGACGAUUUGUGGGGAGACAUGCGUGCUAAAUGGGACGACCUACGCUUCCCUUUCUUGGAGGCAGCAUCAGGAAGCAAAAUCUUGGUCACCACUCGCGAACGAGAUGUUGCAGAAUGGGUGGGGGGACCCAACAACUUACAUGUCCUCAAACCCUUAUCUGAUGCUGACUGUUGGUCGGUAUUUCAAAUACAUGCUUUCCAACAUAUAAAUAUCCACGAGCACCCGAAUUUGGAAUCAAUUGGCAGGAAAAUUGUAGAUAAGUGUGGAGGUUUGCCCUUGGCGGCAAAAGCACUUGGUGGCCUUCUGCGUGCUGAACGAAGAGAACGUGAAUGGGAAAGAGUAUUAGAUAGCAAAAUAUGGGAUUUACCUGACGACCCCAUCAUCCCUGCAUUGAGAUUGAGUUACAUUCAUCUCCCUUCACAUUUAAAGAGGUGUUUUGCUUAUUGCGCAAUAUUUCCCCAAGACUAUGAGUUUAUGAAGGAAGAGCUAAUCCCCUUAUGGAUGGCGGAGGGGCUAAUUCAACAACCAAAAGAUACUAGGAGAAAAGAAGAUCUUGGUGAUAAGUAUUUUUGUGAGCUAUUGUCAAGGUCAUUUUUCCAAUCGUCGAGUAGCAAAGAAUCACUAUUUGUGAUGCAUGACCUUGUUAACGAUCUAGCUAAAUUUGUUGCUGGAGAUACAUGCUUGCAUUUGGAUGAUGAGUUUAAGAAUAAUUUGCAAUGUCUCAUUCUUGAAAGUACUCGUCAUUCAUCAUUUGUUCGUCAUAGUUAUGAUAUCUUCAAAAAGUUUGAAAGAUUUUAUAAGAAGGAGCGCUUGCGCACAUUCAUAGCUAUUUCAACACAAAGAUAUUUUCCGACUCGCUGCAUAAGUUAUAAGGUGCUUAAGGAAUUGAUACCAAGAUUAAGAUACCUAAGGGUGCUCUCCUUGAGUGGUUAUCAGAUAAAUGAGAUACCAAAUGAAUUUGGCAAUUUGAAACUUCUAAGGUACCUUAAUUUGUCUAACACCCAUAUUGAAUAUUUACCUGAUUCAAUUGGCGGUCUUUAUAAUCUACAAACAUUGAUAUUAUCAUACUGCUAUAGGCUUACCAAGUUGCCUAUUAACAUUGGACACCUAAUUAACCUUCGACAUCUUGAUGUUAGAGGUGACUUCAGAUUACAAGAAAUGCCUUCACAAAUUGGUCAAUUAAAAGAUUUGCAGGUAUUGUCUGAUUUCAUGGUGGGCAAAAACAAUGGUUUGAAUAUCAAAGAGUUGCGAGAAAUGUCAAAUCUUAGAGGUAAACUCCGUAUUUCAAAAUUGGAAAAUGUGGUGAAUAUUCAAGAUGUAAGGGUAGCCCGUCUAAAAUUAAAAGAUAACCUUGAAAGAUUGACACUAGAGUGGAGUUUUGACUCGGAUGGUUCAAGGAAUGGAAUGGAUCAAAUGAAUGUCCUUCACCAUUUAGAACCUCAAUCGAAUCUGAAUGAACUCAACAUUUAUUCAUAUGGUGGUCCAGAAUUCCCACAUUGGAUAAGGAAUGGCUCAUUCUCUAAAAUGGCGGUUCUAAGACUCGAAGAUUGCAAAAAGUGCACAUCUUUACCAUGCUUGGGGCGGUUACCAUCGCUUAAACGGUUGAGGAUUCAAGGAAUGGAUGGAGUAAAAAAUGUGGGUUCAGAGUUUUAUGGAGAGACGUGUCUUUCUGCAGAUAAGCUUUUCCCAUCACUAGAGUCUCUACAGUUUGUAAAUAUGUCAGAAUGGGAGUAUUGGGAGGACCGGUCCUCCUCGAUAGAUUCCUCAUUCCCUUGCCUCCGUACGCUUACAAUUUAUAAUUGCCCUAAAUUGAUUAAGAAAAUACCCACUAACCUACCUUUGCUGACAGGGCUCUAUGUUGACAACUGUCCAAAACUGGAGUCUACACUUUUAAGGCUACCAUCUCUCAAGGAAUUAAGAGUCAAGGAAUGUAAUGAGGCGGUCUUGAGAAAUGGAACUGAGCUCACCUCAGUGACCUCACUCACCGAGUUAACAGUUUCUGGGAUUUUAGGGCUUAUCAAAUUGCAACAAGGAUUCGUGCGGUCAUUGUCAGGGCUUCAGGCUUUGGAAUUUUCAGAAUGCGAAGAGCUCACAUGUUUGUGGGAGGAUGGGUUCGAAUCGGAAAUCCUUCACUGCCAUCAACUUGUAUCCUUGGGAUGCAAUCUUCAGUCUUUAAAAAUAAAUAGAUGUGAUAAACUAGAGAGGCUUCCAAAUGGAUGGCAGUGCCUAACAUGCCUUGAAGAGUUGAAAAUCAUGCACUGUCCAAAGCUGGUGUCAUUUCCCGAUGUAGGUUUCCCACCAAAGCUGAGAAGUCUUGGUUUUGCAAAUUGUGAAGGUCUCAAGUGUCUACCUGAUGGGAUGAUGCGAAAUAGUAACGCCAGCAGUAACUCAUGUGUCCUUGAAUCCUUGGAGAUAUGCGAGUGUUCAUCUCUCAUUAGCUUUCCAAAUGGGCAAUUACCCACCACCCUAAAGAAACUAAGCAUACGGGAGUGUGAAAAUCUAGAGUCUCUUCCAGAAGGAAUGAUGCACUGCAAUUCCAUCGCCACCACCAACACCAUGGACACGUGUGCCCUUGAAUUCUUAUUUAUAGAGGGGUGUCUGUCUCUGAUUUGUUUUCCGAAAGGUGGGUUACCUACCACUCUCAAGGAACUCAACAUAAUGAAGUGUGAAAGGCUAGAGUCUCUACCAGAGGGAAUAAUGCACCACGAUUCCACCAAUGUUGUUGCUCUUCAAAUCCUGGAUAUCUCUUCAUGUUCAUCUCUCACAUCCUUCCCAAGAGGGAAGUUUCCUUUCACCCUUCAACAACUUCGGAUUCAGGAUUGUGAACAACUAGAGUCAAUUUCAGAGGAGAUGUUUCACCCUACCAAUAAUUCACUUCAAUCUUUACACAUCCGGGGGUAUCCUAAUCUCAAAGCCCUGCCAGAUUGCCUCAACACCCUUACAUAUCUAAGUAUUGAAGAUUUUAAAAAUCUGGAAUUGUUGCUUCCUCGAAUAAAAAACCUCACUCGUCUUACAGGGCUUCACAUCCAUAAUUGUGAGAAUAUCAAGACCCCCCUAUCCCAAUGGGACCUUUCCGGACUCACCUCUCUUAAAGACCUUUCCAUAGGAGGCAUGUUUCCAGAUGCAACUUCCUUUUCGAAUGACCCCCGCUUGAUUCUUCUUCCUACAACUCUCACCUCCCUUUCCAUUUCACAAUUCCAGAAUCUGGAAUCCCUAUCCUCCCUGUCUCUCCAAACCCUCACCUCUCUUGAACGGCUAUGGAUAUACAAUUGCCCGAAGCUCCGGUCAAUUUUGCCAAGGGAAGGACUGUUGCCUGACACCCUUUCACAACUGCAUAUGUGGCAGUGCCCAUAUCUAAAACAAAGGUACUCGAAGGAGGAAGGAGAUGAUUGGCCCAAGAUUGCCCACAUCCCUUGUGUGGGGAAGAUGUGAGCAAUAAAUAAGGUGCAUUUUUAGUGCUUAGAAUGUAAAAAGGAGAGAGAAGAUGAAUUCCCUUUAUAGAUGGAUGACAAACAGCUUCUUGGCAAAAUUAUCUUCAGCUACAUUAUGCUCAAAUGGGUUGCACAUCCUGUUGGAGCGACAAUGUCAAAUAAGAUGUACAUUAUACAAAUAUUUGAACAUCUGAGAAGUAUCUGAAUCUGGAAACUACCAGUGUGCCUUUACAACCUUAGAAUUCCUCACAUAAGAAAAUGUGGAUCUCAAGUCCCUACCUCAUCAGAUUCAGAGUCUCACAUAUUUUCAACAGAUUCAGAGUUUCACAUCUCUUCACAUAAUCUCAGAAUUCUUCACAUUGUCCAAGUUCUAGACUUCUUUCAGAAAGCAAUGUCACAAAUACAAUUGCAAGGGUAUCAAGACACCCUAUUUUUGUGGGCCCUCCAAAGGUACGCCUCUCCCAAAACUCAGUUAAUUCAUUUUAUAUUGUGCAUAUUUAAAUGUAGUUUCCUUUUGACAACAUUUCUUGCUACAACUCUCAUUGAUCUUUCAAUAAAAAGAUUUUAGAAUUUGGAAUCCUUAGGCCCCUUCCUUGGCCUUCAAAAAUUCAUCUCUCUUCAACUUGUAGAGAAUAAAGAGUGCCCUGUUCUAGUCCUCCUUGCCAAGUGAAAGGCUAUCUGCUGAAUUUUGUUGAGUGUGUACUUCUAAAUCAAAGAUGUUUGAAGAAGAAUGAUGGAGAUUGGCCCCAGAUUGUCAUCUUCCCCUAAUGUGAGGAUAGAUCAUAAGCUCAUUUUUGAACCAUAUUAAGUUCAAAUUGCAAAAAUGGGUGUUGAGGCAAUUCAACCUAUCAUAUCCUUACAUUCAAAAAGGUAACUCUUAUUCUUAACACACAUUUCUUACCCUUUUAUCUGCACAAUACCAUGUCAAUUUCUCAUAUUGAUUUUGAUUUCUACUAGUGGUUCAACUAUUUAUGAAAAUCUCCAUGGAGUUAUUUUGAAAGUUUGACUAGGAAGCAGGUUUUGUCAAUCUCUCUCAUGGUUCAAUGUAAGCAUCUCAAGUUCUACCUCUAAUGAAAUCUUGGUAAUUUUCUUUUAGGUGCUCUCAAAGCAGUUUUAGUUGGAAAUUUGACAUGCAGGAAUGGGAUAAAAAAUGACAAGGAAAGGUCUUAUCUGACAUCAAUUACAAAUUAGCAUGGAUGCCUUCAUUUCAAUUUUCUACAACACAACAUGUUCUUAUGUCUCUUGGAAAGUUAAGAACCUUGUUUAAAAUUCGAUUUGAACAAUGUUUGAAGGGAAUGACACUUUUUGGCAUGUCCUACUAUCUUGAGUUGCACAAGUCAGAGGCUCAAAGAGCACAAACUCUUAUGACUGGAGGGAAGACAAUUGACUUCUCAAUCUAUGGUGAGCAGUGAGCAUUCUAUUGUGAGUUGUAUGGUAUUCUUUGAAUUACACACAACUUCAUUUAGCUUGCAAAUACUUAAUGCAAUUGUGCAUGGCCAUGAAAUGAACUCAUACUCAACACAAUUGUGAGUUUCUUUUGAUUUUAUACAGAUUCAUGGGUGAAAAAACCUCCUAGUAACUUUGAACUUUAACAUUAAUAUCUUAGGAAUAUUUGGUUGUUGCAAUACUAAUGUUUUUAAGAAAGCAGGUUACAAUAUUCAUAGGUGAAAAAAUCUGUGUAACCUCCUAGUAACUUUGAACUUAAACUUUAAUACCUGAGGAACAUUUGGUUAUUGCUAUGCCUAAUGCUUUUUGGAAGCUGGUUACAGUAUUCAUGGAUGAAAAAAAUCUGUGUUUUUAUUUUUUUAUUUUUAAUUUUAAGUAGAUUCAUGGCCUUUAUCAAUUCCUUGCAUAUUCCUAAUAUUAUAAAGCUUACCUGUUUUCCCAAAUUGCUAAUGGCAUGAUAGAAGUGAAAGCAUUAAAUUGUUAAUUGAAAGAAAUAAUCUGUUUGCAGUAAGAGAUUGGAGAUAAGAUUACAACAUGAUCUCAUGUCCUUGGUAAUUUGUAGAUUGAGGGUUUUCAAAAGGCUUUGCCCCAAUACCAUUAAAAGACGAAGAGCUGCCAUGAAAGCUACUAACAUUGGUACCUUGUAUCUCAAAGUUUCAUAGAGUUGAUAAUCGAAUUGGUGCCAAGACCUGGUCUUUUUCCCAAGAUAGGUGUGUUAUUCAUGCCAAAUAUAUGCCCUAUUCAAAUUAUAGGGCUUUGGAUUCCUUAAUGAUUGGAAUGAUCUUCGGAAUUAUUGCAUAUUUCCAAAUGUCAUGUCACAUCUUUCCAAUAGGCCAGUGUCCUUCAGUGUUCUAAAUUGUGGAGAUCACGAGUUGCUAAAAUUUGUGGUCUAUAUUAGAGAAGAAUUUUUUUGUGCUCUCUCUACUGGCUGCAUCUCUUGCCCUUGCAGCUGCAUAUCUUUUAAUCCUCUUUGGUGAGAAAAGAAUAAAGAAUAGGAAAAAGUUGUCCCAUGAUGACUCACAUUCCUAAAGCUCGAGUUGAUAAUGUACCUUACUCAUAUUGAACAGUGAGAAAUGUCAAAGACAUCCCUUAUCUGAGUAAGGCCUUCACAGACUCAUGACUCUGAAACAACUCAUGAUUGAUAGUAUACUUUAAGAUACUUUCAUAUGUAUCUCAUGUAUAUUUUCAUGUAAAGAUUCCAGAAUCCAUGACUUCCCUACAUCACCAAGACCUUACCUAAGCUCCAGUGGUAUUUGGCAACUAAAGGAGAACCCUGUGAUUGUUUCAGAGCGAUACAUCAGACACAACUUCUAAAUCCAAUGAUGAGACAUCAGUUCAAGAUUGCCCACAUCUCCUAUUUGGAAAUAGAUGGAGAGAUUCAUCUUUGAUCCGUAAUAGUUUGGAUUCCAAAAAUGGAAGCACGUGGAGUUCACCCAAUUCUAUCCAUAUAUUCAGUGUACUGACAUGCCAAUUAGAUAUCUGGAAUUUAUAUGUUGUAAUGAAUGAGAAGCUACCAAGAGGGUGCACAACUUCAAGCCUCCUAGUGAGUUAAUAAUUGAUGGUUGAAUGCCCAAGACACAUCUUUUUUCUAGGGACAAGUUUUUCAUCCAAUGCAAGAAGGCUGACAGUUCAAAAUUGUACAUAGGGCUCUGCUGUUGUUACUUAUUAUGAUUCACAAUUCAUGCAAUAGCAAGUCUCUAGAAUUCUUUCAGAAUUCUAAAUACCCUCUCAUGUGUGUCCAAGAGGCCGGCUUCUUGCAAUAUUCCUAAUGAAGGUGGAGAUCCUAAGUUGCCAAAUUUGGGGUGUAGAAUAUAUGAAUGUUGUCAAAUGAAAAAGAAGAAUACUACUUCUCUUGAAUACCGAUUUAAAGGGUUUUCAAAAGCAUUUUCUCCAGUAUCAGUGGAGGAAGACGAGCUGCCACCGAAACAACUAGCAGCUUUGAUUGAGUUGGUGUCUCAAGUCUCCCAAAGAACUCGCUAUUGAGUUGGUGCUCAAGACAGUCUACUUCCCCAAGAUAGGCUAGCUUCCUCCGGUGCUCUAAAAUGUGGAGAUUACAGGUUGCUAAAAUUUGUGCGUCUAUAUUAGAUGAAGAUUGGGUGAUUCAGAAGAACAAUUACAGAUCCCUUGGAUCAUGUAUGUUGCUCAGUCUCCACAUCAUGGAGACAUCAACUAAGCUCCAUUUGUAUUUGGCAAGUGAAAUUAUAUAUGAGAGACAGAACCCCUAAAUCCAAUGAUGAGAGAUGACCCAAAGAUAGCCCACACCUCCUAUGUGAAAACAGAUGGUGAGAUUCAUCUUUGAUCUAUAAUGGUUCACUACAAUAGCAGAAGCGAGGAGAUUAACCAAAUCCUAGUUUCAUACCAUUGAAAUUUCCUACAAGUGGAGCUAUUUGGUGAAUUUUGCACUUUCCUUUUUGUUAAAAAAAACUCUCUUGAGAGUAGAUUUUUUCAGCAAUUACAAGCUUUAUGACUUCACAUUUACUAUUCAAUGUGUGUUUCUCUUGUUGAUCCCUCCCACAGUCCCAUGUAAGCAUCAGUAUUUCUGUCUCUCCCAACUCAAUGUUUCACACAACUUUAUCCUUUAACUGGAUGAGUUCAUUUAUGUUAAUAAGAUUUUCUUUUUGGUGAAUUGCUACAGGAUUCCUUCUAUGAUGGGUUAUUUAACUUCACUUUCAACAUAGCUUCUAGUUCAUUCAGGUGUGGUGAAAUUGGCACUUGGAUAUCUACAAAUCAUAUAGUGCAAUAUAUAAGAAACCACCAAGAGGGCGCACAACCCUGAGUCUAUUAGAGAGAUGGUUGCAUGCCCUGGAAACAACUCGUUCCCAGGGACAGAUUUAUAUAUAUAUAUUUCGAGUUGUUAUUGAUUGGAAUGAUUCAAAAGUAGCAAUGGGCCUUUAGGAUUCUUUCAGAUUCCUAAAUGCCCCAUUUGCAUGUCUUUCCAAGAAGCCAACUUCCUGCAAUCCUAAUGAAGGUGGAGAUUCUGAGUUGCCUAAAUGAAUGUUGUCAAAAGAAAAAGUAGAACAUCACUUCUUGUGAAUACCGGUAUGUUGCUGAUCUCUAUCUCUCACUUCAUUAUCAAGAGGUGCGUUACCUAAUGCUUAAACACUUUGGUAGUUAUGAUUGUGGAAAAUAGAUUUUGGGUGGUAGAGAAGGGAAUAAUGCACCACAACACGUUUCUUGUACAUCUUACAAUGAUGCUCUUCCACAAUGAUCAAAAGAAACAGAGUCAUCAAAACCAAGCAAUGACAUGAUUUUUCCUCAAGGAGGAAGGAGAAGGAAAGGAGAGGAAGCAAUCCAAUGCAAAGAUACAUUAGAUUGCUGUGUCUUGAAAGGGGAUGAAGAGAUGGAGAACAUAGGUUGCUUCUUUUCGGUAACAUGAAGAAGUCGUGAAGGCAAGUUGUUUGGCUCGACCAAGAGAGGAAGAAACAGAGAAAAAGAAUCCAAGGUUCAUCAGAGGAUACUAGUGUGACGUUACACCCUUGUAAAUUUAAACAAGCAACUCCUUUGAAAAAGGUUCACAUGAUAUAUAUCCAUGAGUGCUACACUUUUGUAAUUCAUUGAACUGUCAUGCCACAAACUGUGUGGAUCAAUGUAUUGUGCUAUUACAGUCA
Vitis vinifera (wine grape) is the source of this 9493-nucleotide messenger RNA. RefSeq names its product putative disease resistance RPP13-like protein 1. The transcript is spliced from 8 exons. The record is from RefSeq and is a predicted model, not a curated record. NCBI's taxonomy places the organism in Eukaryota, Viridiplantae, Streptophyta, Magnoliopsida, Vitales, Vitaceae. Gene Ontology annotation, biological process: defense response to other organism. Gene Ontology annotation, molecular function: ADP binding. The coding region runs from base 130 to 4440 and encodes 1436 amino acids.